Molecule: messenger RNA, 2061 nt
Organism: Brenthis ino (lesser marbled fritillary)
Lineage: Eukaryota; Metazoa; Arthropoda; Insecta; Lepidoptera; Nymphalidae
Source: the annotation of a GenBank genome assembly
AUGGAAGCAAAUAGUGUUGUUCUAUGUGACAAUCUUAUUAAAUGGUUGCAGACUCUAAAUCUUACUGCCAAACAUGAUAGUCCCUCAGAGUUAUCAGAUGGUGUUGCAAUAGCUGAAGCGCUCACUCAAAUUGCACCUGAACAUUUCACAACAACUUGGAAUUCUAAAAUAAAAACAGAUGUAGGUCAUAACUGGCGAUUGAAGGUCAGCAAUUUGAAAAAGAUUUUAGAAGGUGUUGUUGAUUACCAUCAGGAUACAUUAAAUCUAAGUUUGACAGGAUUCUCUAGGCCGGAUGUUGUUAAUAUCGCCGAACAUGCGGACCCAUCGGAUAUGGGCAGGCUGCUGCAAUUGGUCCUUAGCUGUGCAGUCAACUGUAUUAAGAAGGAAGAAUACAUCACGCGAAUUAUGGAGUUGGAGCUAUCGUGUCAGCGUUCGAUAAUGCAAGCGAUACAGGAAUUGGAAAAUAUAACAUUGGGCACAAAUCGUGGAAGUAUACAUUCGGAGACGACCGCCGCUGACCAGACCGAUGCUGACAUGAGAGAGGCGCUCGCGCAAAGAUGUCACGAACUUGACACUCAGGUAAAAAUCCUCCAAGAGGAGAAGAUGACACUGCUAUCGGAAGUGAGCAGGUUGACAGCGGCGCGGGAAGCAGAAGGGUGUGAGGAUGGUCGCGAGCUGGACGAGGGCGGCGCGUCGCUCGGGCCCGCGCACGCCGGCACGCUGCGCUACAGCCACAUGCGGGCACAGCUGGACGCCCUCAAGGAUGAGCUGGACAAGAUAGAGUUGCAAAGGGACGAUCAAAGGGCGAGGGCCGAUGCCCUGGAACGAGAGCUGGCCAUCACUAAGCUGAAGAAUGAGGAGUUGCAGAUGGCAGCAGUAGAGAACGUGGCGCUCAAAGAUGAAGUGGACGCGCUACGAGAGACCGCGGCGAAGGCGGCCGCCUUGGAAGCGACCGUCGCUUCGUAUAAGAAGAGGAUGGAAGAGCACGUGGAUUUGAGGAGACAGGUGAAGUUGCUCGAGCGCGCCAACACAGAGCACGUGCAGCGCGCCAUCGAGCACGAGCAGGUGGCCACGCGCGUGCAGGGGCUGCGCUCGCAACUCGAUAUAUACAAGAAACAGGUGACGGAUCUAAACGAGAAGCUGGACGCGGAGAUCACGAAGGCGGACAAGCUGGAGAUCGAGAACAAGAAGCUGAGCAGCGGCGCGGCGUCGCUGCAGCGCGAGCGCGACGCGCUGCGCCACGAGCGCGACACGCUGCGCGAGGCGCUCGACGAGCUGCGCUGCUCCACCAUCACCGCUGGUGCAAGUGAAGACAACAUGUCGCGGGAGCUAAUACCUAACGAUAUAAAGGAACGUCUCAUACGAUUAGAGCAUGAAAAUAAAUUACUAAGGCAAAACCAGGGCGCGCAAGCCGACCAGGCAUCUGUUCAGGCGCUGCUAGAAGACUACGCGGCGCGGCUGGAGAAGCAGCGCGCGCUCAACCGCGAGGCGAACGCGCGCAUCAUGCAGCUGGAGGCGUCGCUGGAGGCGCCGCACCCGCGCCUCGCCUCCGCCAUCGAGGAGAGCCAGCGGAAAUCGCUUAUAGUCGAAGAGCUACAAGCAGCGUUAGGCGAGGAGCGGCGGCGAGCCAGCAAGCUGCAGGAGGCGCUGUCGGCGCGCGAGGCCGAGUUGCUCGCUACCGAGGACAAGUAUAAGAAGUGCGUGGAGAAGGCUAAGGAGGUCAUCAAGUCGCUCGACCCGAGGGCUACUGGUCAACAGUCUCUGUCGGACACUACGCUGGGCUACUCGCGGGGGCCGGUCGCGGCGAGCGCGAACGCGUCCCGCGCUGACGCCGCGCCCACUAAUAACAAUCGUCACGAGUGGAGUGGCAGCGGCAGCGAAGAAGGCGGUCGCUGCCUCAACGAGCAGCGCCUGCUCGCCUCCGCCUGGUACCAGCUGGGCGCGCGCUGCCACCGCGACGCAGUCGAGGCGCGCUUCGCUUCGCUCUCCGCCGGACACUCCUUCCUGGCACGCCAGCGGCGCCAGGGCGCCCGCCCGCGCCCUGCGCCCUCCGCCGCCCCA